AUGCCAGACCUCACCGCAGCUCACUCCACGAACGGCCAAGGAGGCCCAGCAGACCGCAACGGGGUCCGCCAGACCGACUCGGUACGCAACGAGAAUGCAACAAGCCUGAACAUCGAACACACCAGCGACUCACCCGAGCGCCACCAGCAGAUCCGCCAGCAGGAACUCGACCUGAACUACUAUCGGAAGUUCCUCGAAGAUUUGGUCGCCGUCAUGCGCGAUGCUCAUAGCGAUUCUGUCGCUCAGCUCGUCUUGCUCAUUCGCUCCGGGGCGUCGACCGGGGAGAUCCAUGCCGCCCUUCAACGCGUCCAGAAUGGGAGCUGA
This is a messenger RNA of Penicillium mononematosum, 324 nucleotides long. RefSeq lists its product as uncharacterized. NCBI's taxonomy places the organism in Eukaryota, Fungi, Ascomycota, Eurotiomycetes, Eurotiales, Aspergillaceae. Bases 1 to 324 code for a protein of 107 amino acids. The record is from RefSeq and is a predicted model, not a curated record. The transcript is spliced from 2 exons.